GCCGCAACGAAUCAGAUUAAUUAAUUAAAAUAAGAGGGAAACGAAAAAGAAAAUCCGAAAAAAGAAAAAGAUGGGGAGUGGGAGCCGAAUAGUGUUUCCUUGUAGAGCCUUCUCACUGGCAUUCCUAGUCCCUUCUUUCACUUCCUCAACUCAACUCAGCCUCAAAUCUUUCCUCGCCCACACCUCUCUUCCCCCCACUGCCUUCUCUUUUCUCCGAAUGGCUUCCUCAUCAUCUUCUUCCCUCACCAACGGUAACGAUAUCAAUCCUUCCAAUGACGUUGCUGCCCCUUCUCCCCCCUCCGCUUCCUCUGCCAUCGAUUUUCUCACUCUCUGUCAUCGCCUCAAGACGACGAAACGAGCGGGGUGGGUGCGGAGAGAUGUACAGAAUCCGGAAUCAAUAGCUGAUCAUAUGUAUCGAAUGGGAUUAAUGGCUUUAAUUGCUUCUGAUAUUCCUGGAAUUGAUCAAGACAAGUGUGUUAAAAUGGCCAUUGUUCAUGAUAUCGCUGAAGCCAUAGUUGGUGAUAUUACCCCUUCAGAUGGUAUUUCUAAGGCUGAGAAGAGUCGAAGAGAGCGUGAAGCCUUAGAUCAUAUGUGCAAAUUACUUGGUGGAGGGUCUAGAGCGAAAGAAAUAGAGGAAUUAUGGAUGGAAUAUGAAGAAAAUACUUCCUCUGAAGCCAAAAUCGUCAAAGACUUUGACAAGGUGGAGAUGAUACUUCAAGCCUUAGAAUAUGAGAAUGAGCAAGGGGUGGAUUUGGAUGAGUUUUUCCAGUCAACUGCUGGGAAGUUCCAGACUGAAGUUGGAAAAGCUUGGGCCUCGGAAAUAGCAUCAAGAAGAAAACAACGUUGACUUGAAAAGCUUGGACUUGGUAAAAUAUUAUUAGGCUAUGCCGCUAACUGUUCUUGUCUUCAGCUGAUUUCUGGCAUGGUUAGUUCAAAAGAGCCUAUUUUUCAGUUACUAAUGCCCGCUAUUGUUAUCUUUAUAAUUCAUACUAAAAUAUUAAAAUAGCUAGGCAUCUUGUCAUUUUUUUUCCAGUUCUCUUUAAUCAAAUCUACCUAUGGUAAUGCUUUUGGGACUACUAAAACAAA
Gossypium arboreum is the source of this 1086-nucleotide messenger RNA. RefSeq lists its product as uncharacterized. The record is from RefSeq and is a predicted model, not a curated record. Gene Ontology annotation, cellular component: cytoplasm. Lineage: Eukaryota; Viridiplantae; Streptophyta; Magnoliopsida; Malvales; Malvaceae. Bases 71 to 847 code for a protein of 258 amino acids. Gene Ontology annotation, molecular function: 5'-deoxynucleotidase activity. The transcript is spliced from 8 exons.